AUGACUCGCUUCCGAACGACCGUCUACCACCCACAAGCAAACGGGUUGGUAGAACGUUUUCACCGACAACUAAAAGCUUCACUAUCAGCUGCAAACGUUUCACAGUGGACCGACGCCCUUCCAUUUGUCUUACUAGGUAUUCGCAAUGCAGUGAAAGCUGACAUUGGAUACACUGCGGCUCAACUCGUUUAUGGAACGACACUUCGACUUCCAGGAGGAUUCGUGGAUCCUUCAUCCUCUUCAAUGAACAUGGAUCUAACCUCCUACACGAACAGGCUUACAAACGCAAUGCAUUCAGUUAAACCUGUUUCCACUGGACCUCAAUCAACUGAUAUUUUCGUUCAACCUGACUUAUGGUAUAGUACACACGUCUUCGUGCGUCGAGACUCGCAUCGACGACCAUUCGAACCAGCAUACGAAGGACCUAUCAAAGUUCUUCAACGCGAACCGAAGUACUAUAUAAUCGAUAAGGACGGAACCAACGAUAGCAUCAGCAUCGAUCGCCUCAAAGCAGCGUAUUUAGAAGGAAAUCCUAUUCACGUCGAUUUCCCUUCGGUACAAUCACACAACACGACUCCUACGCUUAUAAUACCUUAUCCGACGACAACCAACACGCACGAUGGUACUUCGACAGUAUCUGAAAAUAAACUUAAAACAACGCGUUCUGGAAGAAGAGUAAGAUUUGCAGAACAUUUAAAUGACUAUUGCACGUAA
This is a messenger RNA of Schistosoma haematobium, 714 nucleotides long. RefSeq lists its product as uncharacterized. Bases 1 to 714 code for a protein of 237 amino acids. The record is from RefSeq and is a predicted model, not a curated record. Lineage: Eukaryota; Metazoa; Platyhelminthes; Trematoda; Strigeidida; Schistosomatidae. The transcript has a single exon. Gene Ontology annotation, molecular function: nucleic acid binding.